UCUCACUAAGACACACUAAUUUUGAGGACACCUUACCUGUUUUGAAAGACCUCAGGGAUCCAAGGCAUUCAGUGCAAAACCUGGCCAGCAGCCCGAUUGAGUAGGAGCCAUGUGACUCUGGUGAGUUGGAGUGUGCAAUUGCCUCCUGCUUCAGAGCUACCUGAUCCGAAUACUAAGCAGAGCGAGUGCCGGGCUGAGUGUAAGACACUGAAGACACUGCAGAGCAAGGUGCUUAUUCCAGAGGCAUUACAAAACAUGGAGAUUAAAGACCAGGGAGCCCAAAUGGAGCCGCUGUUGCCUACGACCUUGGAGAUCUUCAGGCAACAUCUUUUUUAGUCUGGAGCAGCUCAUGUUGUUGUGCUGAAGGAAAAAAAGAGAAAAACCCCAGUAUUUUCUUGACGCAGCAGAGAUGCCAAAUGCUAGCUUCCAGCCAUCUAUCAGCGUUCUCACAGAACAGCAGAAAUCCCCUCCCUGCACCAAACCAGACGGAGAGGCUGUUUCUCAGCUCUCUGCUACUCAGAGAAAUGAUGAAGAAGCAGUUGUGGAUAGAGGCGGUACUCGUUCUAUUCUCAAAACACACUUUGAGAAAGAAGAUUUAGAAGGUCAUCGAACACUGUUUAUUGGAGUUCAUGUGCCCCUGGGAGGAAGAAAAAGCCAUCGACGUCAUCGGCAUCGUGGUCACAAACACAGAAAAAGAGAUAGAGAGAGAGAUUCAGGGUUAGAGGAUGGACGGGAGUCACCUUCUUUUGACACUCCAUCACAGCGAGUACAGUUUAUUCUUGGAACCGAGGAUGAUGACGAGGAACACAUUCCUCAUGACCUUUUCACAGAACUGGAUGAGAUUUGCUGGCGUGAAGGUGAGGAAGCUGAGUGGCGAGAAACGGCCAGGUGGUUGAAGUUUGAAGAAGAUGUGGAAGAUGGAGGGGAAAGGUGGAGCAAACCAUAUGUGGCUACUCUUUCAUUGCACAGCUUGUUUGAGCUGAGAAGUUGCAUUCUGAAUGGAACUGUGCUGCUGGACAUGCAUGCCAACACUUUAGAGGAAAUUGCAGAUAUGGUCCUUGACCAACAGGUGAGCUCAGGUCAGCUGAAUGAAGAUGUACGUCACAGGGUCCACGAGGCACUGAUGAAACAGCACCACCACCAAAAUCAGAAAAAACUUACCAACAGAAUUCCCAUUGUUCGAUCCUUUGCUGAUAUUGGCAAGAAACAAUCAGAACCAAAUUCCAUGGAUAAAAAUGCAGGUCAGGUUGUUUCUCCUCAGUCUGCUCCUGCUUGUGUUGAAAAUAAAAAUGAUGUUAGCAGAGAAAACAGCGCUGUUGACUUUAGCAAGGGACUGGGAGGCCAGCAAAAGGGGCACACUAGUCCAUGUGGGAUGAAACAAAGGCAUGAAAAAGGACCUCCACACCAGCAAGAGAGAGAGGUUGAUCUGCAUUUUAUGAAAAAGAUUCCUCCAGGUGCUGAAGCUUCAAACAUCUUAGUUGGAGAACUGGAGUUCUUAGAUAGAACUGUGGUUGCAUUUGUCAGGUUGUCUCCAGCUGUCUUGCUUCAAGGACUGGCUGAAGUCCCAAUUCCAACCAGAUUUUUGUUCAUUCUUCUGGGACCCCUGGGAAAGGGUCAACAGUACCAUGAGAUUGGCAGAUCAAUUGCAACACUCAUGACAGAUGAGGUCUUUCAUGAUGUUGCUUACAAAGCUAAAGAUCGCAAUGACUUGGUAUCAGGGAUUGAUGAAUUUCUGGAUCAGGUUACAGUUCUCCCUCCUGGAGAAUGGGACCCCAGCAUUCGAAUAGAGCCUCCCAAGAAUGUUCCUUCACAGGAAAAGAGGAAGAUUCCUGCUGUACCAAAUGGAACAGCAGCUCAUGGGGAACCUGAGCCUCACGGGGGACAUAGUGGACCUGAACUCCAGCGAACUGGAAGGAUUUUUGGGGGACUUAUCUUAGAUAUCAAAAGAAAAGCUCCAUUCUUCUGGAGUGACUUCAGAGAUGCUUUCAGCCUGCAGUGCUUAGCAUCUUUUCUGUUUCUCUACUGCGCCUGUAUGUCUCCUGUCAUCACAUUUGGAGGACUGCUGGGAGAAGCAACUGAAGGUCGUAUAAGUGCAAUCGAAUCUCUCUUUGGAGCAUCCAUGACCGGGAUAGCCUAUUCUCUCUUUGGUGGACAACCUCUUACCAUAUUAGGCAGUACAGGACCAGUUUUGGUGUUUGAAAAGAUUUUGUUUAAAUUUUGCAAAGAAUAUGGGCUAUCAUACUUAUCUUUAAGAGCCAGUAUUGGACUUUGGACUGCAACAUUAUGUAUCAUACUUGUGGCCACUGAUGCCAGUUCCCUCGUCUGCUAUAUCACCCGGUUUACUGAAGAAGCUUUUGCUUCUCUGAUUUGUAUCAUUUUCAUUUAUGAGGCUCUGGAGAAGCUGUUUGAACUUGGUGAAGCAUAUCCAAUCAACAUGCAUAAUGAUUUGGAACUGCUGACACAAUAUGCAUGUAACUGUGUGGAGCCACAUAAUCCCAGCAAUGAUACAUUGAAGGAAUGGAGGGAAUCCAAUAUUUCAGCCUCUGACAUAAUUUGGGAGAACCUGACUGUGUCAGAGUGCAAAUCACUGCAUGGAGAGUAUGCUGGACGAGCCUGUGGCCAUGAUCACCCCUAUGUGCCAGAUGUUCUGUUCUGGUCAGUGAUACUGUUCUUUUCCACAGUUACAAUGUCAGCCACUCUGAAGCAGUUCAAGACUAGCCGGUAUUUUCCAACUAAGGUUCGAUCCAUAGUGAGUGACUUUGCUGUCUUUCUUACAAUUUUGUGUAUGGUUUUAAUAGACUAUGCCAUUGGGAUCCCAUCUCCAAAACUGCAAGUACCAAGUGUUUUCAAGCCUACCAGAGAUGAUCGUGGCUGGUUUGUUACACCUUUAGGUCCAAAUCCAUGGUGGACAGUAAUAGCUGCUAUAAUUCCAGCUUUGCUUUGUACUAUUCUAAUUUUUAUGGACCAACAGAUUACAGCUGUCAUCAUCAACAGAAAAGAGCAUAAGCUAAAGAAAGGUUGUGGGUACCAUCUGGAUCUAUUAAUGGUGGCCGUCAUGCUUGGAGUAUGCUCCAUCAUGGGCUUGCCAUGGUUUGUGGCUGCCACAGUCCUUUCCAUCACUCAUGUCAACAGCCUGAAAUUGGAAUCAGAAUGUUCAGCUCCAGGAGAACAACCCAAAUUUCUUGGCAUUCGGGAACAAAGGGUUACUGGGCUUAUGAUUUUUAUUCUCAUGGGAUCAUCCGUCUUUAUGACCAGCAUUCUGAAGUUUAUUCCCAUGCCAGUGCUAUAUGGAGUAUUUCUUUAUAUGGGUGCUUCAUCUCUAAAGGGAAUUCAGUUAUUUGAUAGGAUAAAGCUCUUCUGGAUGCCUGCAAAACAUCAACCAGAUUUUAUAUAUCUACGGCAUGUACCACUCCGAAAAGUUCAUCUCUUUACAAUUAUUCAGAUGAGUUGCCUUGGCCUUCUGUGGAUAAUAAAAGUUUCAAGAGCUGCUAUUGUCUUUCCCAUGAUGGUGUUAGCCCUGGUAUUUGUAAGAAAGUUGAUGGACUUCUUAUUUACCAAACGAGAACUCAGCUGGUUGGAUGAUUUAAUGCCUGAGAGUAAGAAAAAGAAACUAGAAGAUGCUGAAAAAGAAGAGGAACAAAGUAUGCUAGCUAUGGAGGAUGAGGGCACAGUACAGCUCCCACUGGAAGGGCAUUAUAGAGAUGAUCCAUCUGUGAUCAAUAUUUCCGAUGAAAUGUCAAAGACUGCCUUGUGGAGGAACCUUUUGAUAACUGCCGAUAACUCAAAAGAUAAGGAGUCAAGCUUUCCUUCUAAAAGCUCCCCUUCCUAAUCACUCUAGAAGCUGAUUCCCCAAAGCACUGAAAGCCGAAAAGAGAAGAAAGCUGACUCAGGGAAAGGUGUUGACAGGGAGACUUGUCUAUGACUUGAUCUUCAAUUUAUUUUUUUUCAUAUAUAUGAGGAGAGUGUCACAAUUAUUAAUAAAACUGCUUUGAUCAUGUAUUGUAAAUUCUGUUUCUCAUCCCCAAUCCACCUUCAUACUGUAAGUAGUGCAAUACUUGUUUCAUUUCUGUGUUUAACCUUCUGAGCAAGUGAGACAACCUUGUGAGCAGAUACAAUAGCUAAUGCAAGAAUCCGUGUUGUGUUCCUUGCUGUAAGACAUUUAUAAACACUGAAUUCUCAUUGUCAGCUUUAUGAGAGCAAUAGCUUUCUUAAAGAGAUAAGUCAUAUUUGCCUAGUUUGUAUUUUCCUACUUUAGUAACCUGAAGAUGCCUGAUAAUUUCAUUCAGAAGAAUUUUGAAAGGUAGUCUUACUUCUUUUUAUUUUUAUAGAUUAGCAUUAGUGACUUACUUAAAAAAACAAUCAAACAGUUAGUUUGAAAGCAUUUUUAAUAAUAAUAUUUAUGCACUUCCUUGAUUUAAUAUGAAACAUUUAAUACUUAAGAAUUUAUAUGUAACCAAAACUUACAGUCAUUUGAAAAAAAAAAUCUAUAACCUGUUCACAGCUUGUUAAAAACAAUCAGAUACUAAUGCAAUGAGUCAACUAGUAUUUGCUUAAAAUUCAAGUUGUGAAUACAUGAUCAAAUAUUAGGCUUGUAUGAAAUGCUUUAGAAAAACUUUGUAAUGGUUUUGUGGGAUUUAUCAGAAAUGUG
Marmota monax (woodchuck) is the source of this 4648-nucleotide messenger RNA. It is a transcript of the gene Slc4a10, whose product is annotated as solute carrier family 4 member 10. The coding region runs from base 410 to 3829 and encodes 1139 amino acids. Gene Ontology annotation, molecular function: monoatomic anion transmembrane transporter activity; solute:inorganic anion antiporter activity; sodium:bicarbonate symporter activity. The record is from RefSeq and is a predicted model, not a curated record. The transcript is spliced from 29 exons. Gene Ontology annotation, cellular component: basolateral plasma membrane; plasma membrane. Lineage: Eukaryota; Metazoa; Chordata; Mammalia; Rodentia; Sciuridae. Gene Ontology annotation, biological process: bicarbonate transport; monoatomic anion transport; transmembrane transport.